CAAAAAAAAACCCCAAAAGUGGUACUCAAUUGCCUUUUUCAUCGGAGUUUUACUAUUGCUGCUACUAUCAUACACUCCAAUUGCAAUACGGAAAAGUAGCGGUACCGGAAAAUGUGUUCCACUAAACAAAAACAGAAGCAGAACCUCCACAAUCAGCGCUCCGUCGUGCCUACCUCUACCUCCGCCUCAGGCGGUGACGGUGGCGGUGGUGGGGACUGGAGGGAAGAAUCCAUAACCGGCGGAUCACUUAAGCAUGUGGAUUUGGACAAGGGCAAAAACGGUUGGGCAUCACCACCGGGAGACCUAUUCAAUCUGCGAGGGCCACACUACUUGACGAAAAAGGCGAAAGUACCUUCUGGCGCGUGGCUUCUACAGCCUGCCGGAGUGGAUUGGCUCCGAUCUAACUCCAAGCUCGACCACGUCCUGGCUCGACACGACAACCGUGUGAUGAACGCGCUGAAGAAAUCUCACUCUGAAGGAAAGUCUCUGAAAACCUUCAUAGUCGCCGUGAAUCUCCAAGUCCCAGGGCGUGACCAACACAGCGCUGUUUUCUACUUCGCUACAAACGACGAUGAGCCGCUCGAACCGGGUUCUCUCCUCUAUCGGUUCGUCAACGGCGAUGAUGCGUAUCGUAACAGCAGAUUUAAGAUCGUUAACCGGAUCGUGAAAGGACCGUGGAUCGUGAAAGCCGCGGUCGGGAAUUACUCAGCUUGUAUACUCGGUAAAGCGUUGAAUUGCUACUAUCAUAGAGGCCCUAAUUACUUAGAAAUCGACGUGGAUAUCGGUAGCUCAGCGAUUGCUAGCGCUAUUUUGCACUUGGCGUUAGGUUCGGUAACGUCGGUGACGAUCGAUAUGGGUUUUCUGGUUGAGUCACAGACGGAGGAAGAGUUGCCGGAAAAGUUAUUUGGGGCAGUUAGGAUUUGUCAAAUGGAGAUGAGCUCUGCUACGUUUAUUGAUACGACGUCGUCAAGGAAGGUAUUACCGACUGCUAAUUUACAUAAUCCUUGCAAUAGUAGCAAAGUCCAAGCUGAGGAGAACGGUGAGAACAAAGAUGAUUAAGAAGAAAUUAAAACAAAAUUACUUCAUAUUAUUCUUAGGGGAAAAAAAUUGUUGGUGCAAUCCAUGUAGAUAGAUGUCUAAGCUUAAGCUUUCAUUGUUCAAUAAAAAGUUCAUCUCUUACUUUUCUUAACUAUCAUUUAAGUUACUUAUAAUUUACUAAUUUUGAUUAAUACUAUUGAUUAGAAAAUUAGGCAGCUCCAUAGAUAUAAUUUCUUAUGUAUAUAUAUAUAUGAGAAGAUUUUAGGUGAUAAGAUAAUGCUAUUUUAUAUGGUGAUAAGGUAAUAAAAUACCAAAAAAAAAUUAAAAAUGGGUAUAGCAUGACUCAUUUUUGGAUUUGUCUUUGUAUUGCAAUUAUUGAGUGAUUAACUAACAAAUACUGGCGUUGCUUGUGCCGGCGUAUAUGGAUUU
Messenger RNA from Solanum lycopersicum (tomato), 1467 nucleotides. RefSeq names its product protein ENHANCED DISEASE RESISTANCE 2-like. The record is from RefSeq and is a predicted model, not a curated record. Lineage: Eukaryota; Viridiplantae; Streptophyta; Magnoliopsida; Solanales; Solanaceae.